AUGGCAAGUCCCCUAUAUCAAGCUUCAAGCUCCUCUGCUCUCCCCGAAUCGGCAUCGCCAUCCAUCGCGCCUUCACCAUCCACUCGAAACGCCCGCUUCUCUCCUCCGAACAACCCAUCCAUCGCUGAUAUCCCCAACUUUUAUACCCAUCCCGCUCGUACCUCGAUAUUCAACGCAUCCGGCGAACUCAAUUUCCCCGGCUCCGAACCGGCCAACACUAUCGAUAUGGACACUUCUGGGCUCGAGACUGGCAUGAACACCAGAAGGACUGGUCUCCCAUCUUUCUCUCGAGCUUUCAGCAUGCUUGUGGCCUCGGAGGCGGCGGCUUCUACCGACAGCAGCUUAAAUAAUGACGAUGACAACUUCUUUAUUCCAUCAUACCUCGAAAACUCAACAUAUGUUCAAAAGCUCCGAGAAGCUCACAAAGUCAAGAUCCAAGCACGCGAAGCAACACGUGCUUCCUCCAAUGGCAUUUCACAUGGUUCAACUACAUCAUACAAUCAACAUCCUUUGCCCCCUGGUGCACAUCGAGGCAUGUCGCAUACUGUGAUAGAGCGCCCUCCAGUCGUGGAAGAGAAUGACGAACUGGCGCCUCUGCCAACGAGAUGGAACAAGGAAGAUCAGAUGACAGGCAUAGAGAUCUCACAGGACGGCCUCAGCGUGAAACACGUUGGACCAAAGAACCAGCACGAUAGGGACCAUGAGGCUUGUGCAGUCCGUGCUGACCAUUACAUGCCCCCUCAAUGCGGGAUCUAUUAUUUCGAGGUGCAGAUUCUAUCAGCCAAACGAGACGACGCCACGGUAAGUAUUGGGUUUAGCUCAAGGACAGCUGGAUUAUCACGACCAGUUGGCUGGGAACCCGAGUCUUGGGGCUACCAUGGCGAUGAUGGCAGAUGUUUUACGGGACAAAACAUAGGUAGGCAUUUUGGCCCCGGUUACAAUGUCAAUGACGUGGUUGGGUGCGGCGUCAACUUCAAAGAAAACAACGCCUUCUUCACUAAAAAUGGCGUGAAAAUAGGCUCGCCUUUCCAUGAUAUUGCCAGAGGCAAGCUUUACCCAACAAUCAGCCUCAAGAAGCCUGGCGAGUGCAUUCGGGUCAACUUUGGACAGACUCCUUUUGUCUACAAUAUCGACGACAUGAUGCGAGAAGAGCGCGAUAAAGUGCGUAAAGCCAUCCAAGCUACUGAUGGAUCAACGAUUCUACCGGAGUGGUCCGAAACAGAGCUCAUCCAGCACUUGGUUCUUCAAUUCCUCCAGCAUGAUGGCUACGUGGAGACUGCCCGAGCUUUUGCAGAAGAUAUGAGAAUUCAAAAAGAAGCUUUGAAUGUUAAUCCAAACACUGUGGGGUUUGAAUAUCAGAGCGAUAGGGAAGACGAAGAUGCUAACAACCGCCAACGUAUAAGGAGAGCAAUACUUGAAGGGGACAUUGACAGGGCCCUUAAAUACACCAAUGCGUAUUACCCUCAUGUGCUAGAAGACAACGAGCAUGUCUACUUUAAGCUACGCUGUCGUAAAUUCAUCGAGCUAGUGCGUAAGGCGGCGCAGCUCAAUAUGCGGGACGAGGCAAAGGGAAUCAAGCACUCCAGUAACCAGAUCAUGGAUAUUGACCUCAAUGGAAGUGAGAAUGCUUCAUGGGACACCGACGGAGGCGAAAACGCGACCGAGCUUGCUGAGCUUGAGCGCAGUAUGUUGGAAUAUGGCCAAAAGCUGCAAGAAGAAUAUGCCAAUGACCAACGGGCAGAAGUGAACAAAGCUCUCAACGAGAUCUGGGCUUUGCCGGCAUAUCAGAACCCCCUGAAAGAGCCUCAAGUGAGCCAUCUCUUGGAUAGGAAUGGGCGGGUUACCGUAGCGGAAGAGCUCAACUCAGCCAUUUUGCUUUCUCUUGGGAAAUCAUCUCGGGCAGCUUUGGAGUUGAUUUAUGCCCAGAACAGUGUGCUGCUUGAGGGACUUCGUCAAGAUGGUGGCGAAGGAGCCUUUGCCUCAGUCAGCGAUGUUUUGGAGGGCAUCCCUCAACCACACCACAACUAG
Fusarium poae is the source of this 2028-nucleotide messenger RNA. RefSeq lists its product as uncharacterized. The record is from RefSeq and is a predicted model, not a curated record. Gene Ontology annotation, cellular component: cytoplasm. The transcript has 6 exons. Lineage: Eukaryota; Fungi; Ascomycota; Sordariomycetes; Hypocreales; Nectriaceae. Gene Ontology annotation, molecular function: protein binding. The coding region runs from base 1 to 2028 and encodes 675 amino acids. Gene Ontology annotation, biological process: cytoskeleton organization; cell surface receptor signaling pathway.